UUUUGGCUAUCUUCAGUAGCCCUCUCUCUCUCUCUCUCUCUCUCUCUCUCUCUCUCUGGUCUACGUUUAUGCCAAACAUGAUGACUGGUUUGAGCUUCAGAAGCCUCGCAUUAAUGCUUCUCAUUGCUUUCAUACUUUGGUCAUCAAAUUUUGAGACAUGCAAUGCAAGAAGAGGUAGGCAUUGGAGGCACAGCAGAACUAGUAGCGCUGCCUCUCUGUCUAAGAAGAAAGGAAAGAAUCCCAGCAAUGGAAACCACCACUAUAGUCCUGGAGGAUCAAAGCCGAAACCUCCAUCUCAAAAAGCUCCGGCCAGCUCACCUCCACCUCCCAUACCAGAAGAAAACAUCCCAUCAAGCCCCCCGCCGCCGCCGCCGCAAAAAGUUUACAAUGGUGGCGGCCAUACUGCUGCCACCAGCUUUAACGUGCUUGAUUUUGGUGCCAAGGGUGAUGGAAGCACCGAUGACACACAGGCAUUCCAAGCAUCAUGGGCAGCUGCUUGUAAAGUAGAGGCAUCAAUGAUUAUGGUUCCAUCAGAAUACGAAUUCCUUGUAGGACCCAUUUCCUUCUCUGGUCCUUACUGUCAAGCAAACAUUGUAUUUCAGCUGGAUGGUACGAUCAUUGCUCCCACAAACUCCGAAGCUUGGGGCAGAGGUCUGCUACAAUGGCUCGAGUUCACAAAGCUAAGAGGAAUUACCAUCCAGGGUAAGGGCACCAUUGAUGGAAGAGGCUCAGUCUGGUGGCAAGACAGCCAAUUUGAUGACCCGGUUGACGAUGAACAAAAACUCAUUAUCCCAUUAAAUAGCACUGUUGAAAAGAAUCCACCAAUGCCGGUAGCAAUUCACUUCAUUUCUCUUUCACUGAAUUACUUCAUGCAUUAUCUACCUGUAACUGAUCAUGAUCAUGCUUCUCCAACAACUGUGUGGCAGAUAAGAGGCGAGCUUGGGAGGACAAUGCCUAGCAUCAAGCCAACUGCACUGAGGUUUUAUGGGAGCUUUAACGUAACCGUCACAGGCAUAACAAUUCAAAGUAGUCCCCAGUGCCACCUCAAGUUUGACAACUGCAUGGGAGUGUUGGUCCAUGAUAUUAGUGUAUCAUCUCCUGGUGACAGUCCCAACACAGAUGGAAUCCAUCUGCAGAACUCAAAAGAUGUUCUAAUUCACAGCACCAACCUUGCUUGCGGGGAUGACUGUAUUUCUAUACAAACUGGAUGUUCAAAUGUAUAUAUACACAAUGUGAACUGUGGACCAGGACAUGGAAUCAGCAUUGGAAGUCUAGGAAAGGAUAGCAGCAAAGCCUGUGUCUCUAACAUCACCGUUCGAGAUGUCAUUAUGCACAACACAAUGAAUGGUGUCAGAAUCAAGACAUGGCAGGGAGGAUCAGGCUCUGUCCAGGGGGUACUCUUCUCAAACAUUCAAGUUUCAGAAGUUCAACUCCCAAUUGUGAUUGACCAGUACUAUUGUGACAAAAGCACAUGCAAAAACCAAACAUCAUCUGUCGCUUUAUCAGGAAUCAACUAUGAGAGGAUAAGAGGGACUUACACAGUCAAGCCCGUACACUUUGCCUGUAGUGACAGCCUACCAUGUACAGAUGUAACACUGACUGCCAUACAGCUAAAACCGUUGCAAGAGGGCUACCACAUGUAUGAUCCCUUCUGCUGGCAGACUUUUGGAGAGUUGAUGACUCCUACAAUACCUCCAAUAGAUUGUUUACAGAUUGGAAAGCCAUCCAGCAACCGGGUUCAAUCCGAUCACGAUUCUUGCUGAACUCAACAUUGUUAUUUAAUGGUACAGAUAGUUGUGCGGUCGGCAUGACUGCCAGACCCCUUUCACACCAUUAGUUAGUUAGGUACAGCGUCUAUGUUAUGACAAUCCUAGUUUAUACAAAUUCUUCUCUAGCAGCAUUAUAUCAAUUAUAAUUGUGAGAGUAUACAGGCAUUGCUUU
This is a messenger RNA of Carya illinoinensis, 1941 nucleotides long. RefSeq names its product polygalacturonase At1g48100-like. Gene Ontology annotation, molecular function: polygalacturonase activity. Gene Ontology annotation, biological process: carbohydrate metabolic process. The transcript is spliced from 6 exons. The record is from RefSeq and is a predicted model, not a curated record. NCBI's taxonomy places the organism in Eukaryota, Viridiplantae, Streptophyta, Magnoliopsida, Fagales, Juglandaceae. The coding region runs from base 69 to 1763 and encodes 564 amino acids.